AUGAUUUUUACUCUGUUAACUACCCUUUUAUUUUACGCUCUAGGUGCUGAUACAAACGAAGUGGAGCUAUAUUAAAUAAAAAUUUAAGAUGUUUCACUCGACUGGAGCACAAAGACUAUUUCUUUAGACGAACAAACACUUAUAUUUACUAAACAUUUUAGAACUUAUGAAUCUAAAUAUUAAAUUGAAUUAGGCCUCUUAGACAUUUAUAAAAAUGAAUUAAUCAAAAAAGUACAAGUUGGGAACUCUAAUUUGGAAAAUUAUCAACCUUAAAUAAUUCUUAUUAAUAACUUCAUUUAUGUUGUCUAUGUCAGUCAAAAUUUAAGUAUUGUUAAAUUAGGCUUGAAGAAAUACGACCUAAACUUAGUAGAACAAUAGGUUGAGUACUCAUUCGGAGAUUCCUUAGAGGCUGCUAAAUUUGAUACAAAAAAGAAAUAUAUUGAUCUUACUCCAUUAAACAAUACUGCUUUCUCUAUAAUUUGGAAAUCUAUUGGUUAAACAGUGAAUCAAUAUUAAUGGAACUACAUUAAAUAUGAUGCUAAAUCAGAUAAACCAUCUCAAGCUCUGACUUUUCCAGAUAGUUAUGAUAUAGCUAUAGCCCAAAAUCUCUUAGGAACUAUUGGAAUAGUACAACUCUUUAAAUAAGUUAUUAGUAUAACAAAAAUUGAAGAUGAUUAGAUUUCUAAUGUAAUAUCACUCCCCACAAACUAUUAUUUUAAUGAAGAUUAUGGAACUAUUAAUAUUGUUGCUUUACCUAAUGGUGAAUUUAUCAUUUGCUAAUACGAUAUGGACUUUGCAUUUACUCUUUUUGACCGAGAUUUUAAUUGGAAACUUAAUAAAAUAACCAAUUCAGGACCUAAUUCUUGCGAGAAUUAUUAAUUAAGAAAAUCACUGUUUCAAUAAGAAUAUGAUUUAUUUUUAUUUUCAUAGGGAUAUGAUUCUCUAUGUUACACUUAGUAUGAUUUAUCAAACAACAGCUUUAAUAUAAAAUAGAAUAGAAAAAUAAUAAAACCAUAUUUUUGGACCUAAACAUACCAUCAAAGAAUAGAUUAACUAGGUUUUAAUAGAUUCUCAAUUAAAUGGUUGAGUUAUAAUAACUAUAUAUAUGAGUUGAGUACUAUAAAGAUAGACAUGAAUGUUAAACAAAAUGAAUGUAAACCAAAUUGCAAAUUAUGUGAUCCACAAUUUAAAUGCUUAACCUGUUAAGAUGGAUACACCUUUGUAAGUGUGAAAAACGAGUGUGUUCCAAAAUGUCCUGACAAUUGCGAUACCUGCAGCGAACCUUCUUAUUGCAUAAAAUGUAAAACUGGAUUUUAAUACACACCUGAAAACCUUUGCGUCACUCCUUAAAAUAUAAUUAAUGAAUUAAGGAUAAGCGAUGAAUAACAGCAAAAAGGACAAAUUAAAGUCUCAGUAAAGGAUAAUGAAAUUCUAAUAUUGUAUAGCUUAAUUGAAAAUAACAAACAAACAAAACUUGUUUUGAAAAGGCUUAAUAGCUAAGGAGCCCUAAUCAAAUAAAUUCAAAUUGAACAACAACCAAAUGAAAUAAUUGAUUUUGAUAUCUUCUCUGUAGAUGACAUGUAAUAAUUCCGCGUCAUAAUCAACUGGCUUACUGUAGAUUCCAUCGUUCAAAUAAUAGAUUAUCAAUAUGAUUUUGAAACAAUGUAGGUUCUAUAGUAAAAAACUAUUGAUAUCCAAUAAUAAAAAUUGAUUUCGAUAAGGAUUGCUCAACUUAAAAACUCAGAUGUCUACUAUUUUUAUGUGGUUUAAAAAGUAAAUGACAAUAAUCAAUAAUACUAUUCACUUUCUUUUCUAAAAAUAGAUGAUUAAGGAGUAUAUAGCAGUUAGACUGUUUAUUAAGAUAUCUAUAUCAUCAGAAGUUUCGAUAUUUAAGUCAGCUAGAAUAGUCUAUAUUUCAACUUUACCAAUCAAAAUUAUCUUUAUUAAUAUAAAAUAGAGUAAGUUUAAUUAACUUUUAUAACUACAACAGGUUUAACAUUUGAUAAUAAAUUGUUGAAUAGCUAUGAUUCAGCAAUCAUCAAAUUUGAUUAUGAUGAAUAUCUCAAUAAAUAAAUCUACAUAAAUUUCACUUCAACUAAUCCACUUCAAGUAUUGUAGGCCACUUAAUCCAGCAGAAACAUCAAAAAGGUUUCAUCCUCAAGAUUUGGAUAAUCAUAUGCUGUUCUAGCUUGGAUAGGUUUUUCUAAUGUAGAACUCCAAAAUCCUGUAAGUCAAGUUUUUACUUAAAUUGUGAAUUUAUAGACAGCACAAUUGACUAAUUUUAAGGAAUUGGUAUGUACAUAAAGUUGUAAUUCUUGCACAGAUCAGGGAAUAUGUUUAGAGUGCAAAAAUACAAAAUAUCAAUUGUAAAAUGGAAAAUGUGUUUUGACUUGUGAAAACAACUGUGAACUAUGCGAAACUGAAAACUAAUGCUUGUAAUGUUCUAAUGGGUUCUAUUUGAAUGAAAACUUACUAUGCGAUCAAACAUAGGAAUAAGAUAUCUAUUAUUAGGAUAAUUUAAUUCUAACUUAUAUUGCUUCAUAUGAUGAUUAAAUUCUAUAGGUUUCAUUAAAGAAAAAUAGUUCAAGGUACGAUAUUGUUUUUGAAGCUUAAAAUAGAUAAGGAUAAUCAAAAUCUGGAGAAAUUAGGAUUUCAAGUGAUUAAGAUAUUGUCUUAUUCAAUCGUCCUAAAGUUCUUAAGGUUAAUGAUUAGAUUGUAAUCUAAUACAUAAUGAGAAACCAAAAUUAACAAAAUGUUGGAUAAUUUGUUAUCUUAAACAACGAAUAUAUUUCCAUUAAUAGCUUUUCAACAUAAGGGGAAUUAUAUGGUAAUGAGGAUAUUUUAGAUUUCAUUUCAACUGAUGAUAACAAAAUCCAUAUUUUGUACAGUUAUUAUCAUUAUAGUUAUUGGGAAGGAGAAUAUAUUGUUUUAAAAUAUGACUAAUAUUCUAUGAGUCAAUCUGGAAAUCCCCAACUUUCCAAAACCUAAGGCCGUUAUUUAACUAGAAUAGAUAAAUAAUAAAAAGUUAGAAACAUAUAAAUUAUGAAAAACUUAGAAUUGUAAAAACUAACUGCAUCAUAUCUUUACACCGAAGAUAACAUAGAAACUUUCAAGGUAAUGUAUGUAAAUGAGGUGUUGGACUAUUUUUGGUUGGAUACAUAAGAGAAAUUUGAAUAUUACUUUAAUGACUUUUUUAUUUGGAUUGUGUCCUAUGAGAAAGUGAAUUCAAAUUUAGUCAAAGUGAAAUUUUACAAUUAAAAUCAAGAAUUAUAAUAAGAACACACAAUUGAGUCCUAAAAAUAAUUAAAUAACUUUUAAAUAGUAUUAUAGCCUAAGUUCAUUUAUUUCAUUUACACGGAGCAAUCAACAACUACUAGUAAUAUGAAUAUAUAGGUCAUAAAAUACUCAUUAAAUGGAGAACAAUUAACAUCAAGAUCAUUAUAUCACAACGAACUGAUUAUUUAAGGAUUAUCAACUUCAUCAUAUGACGAUUUGCUUUAUUUAACUUGGUCAUCCUUCACUAAUAAUAGAAUAUUCAAAGUUCGACUUAACUCCGAAUUGAACACUAUUCCUUUUGUUGAAUAGACAUGCAAUACUAAUUGUGAGAUUUGCGAUAGUAAUUUAAUUUGUACUCAGUGUGCUUCUGAUUAUCAAUAGAAUGAAUAAACUAAGAAAUGUGAGCCAAUAUGUGCUGAAAAUUGUUUUUCUUGUAAACAACCCUAUACCUGUGAUUAUUGUAAUGGUAACUCAAAAUUCAUUGAUCAGAAAUGCAGAAGUCUUUCAGACCUUCAAUUGGAAACCCCAAUAUGUAAGGACUCCUGUUAUGGUUUACCAUCAAUAAUAACCUUUUCAGACGAAACCACAAUUUAUUCAUAUCAAAAAUAUGAAAAUUCACAAUACAAGAUAAAUAUCAACAUAAAGUAUCAAACUCAGACUAGUUUAUUAUAAGAUUAAAAUCUCUUAAGUCAAGAUCAGGAAAUUGCUUAUCAUUAUUUGUAUUUAUAUGAAGAGAAUCAAAUUGCCUUAAUUUGGUUGAGUGGAAAUUGUUAAAUCUAAUGCAGACUCAUGUUACAAUUAUUCUAAAAAGAUUUGUAAGUUCUUUCCAACCCAUAUGAAUUGAGAAUAAUGAAGGUGAAAGUUAGUAAAUUUAAUUUGCAAAUACAAAAGUAUAACAACAAUAUGCUAUUAUUAUGGACAGAAUUAGAUUUAAAUGAUAUGAGCUAAACAAUGGUAGGGGAAUACAGUAUGACUAAUGGUUUUUCACUUAAGUCUAACAUAAACUAAAAUGAAAAUGAUGCUUCCUCAUUUGCUACUUUAAUAAUUUAGAGUGGUUAUUAUUAGAUAAUAUACGUUAAAAAUAAUUUGAUAAUAAAUUCACUGACAGUGGAUGGUUCUACGAACACUUAUAAAGUACUUUAUACAUCUAAAAGACCAAUCACAUCGUUGGCUGUUGCAAAUUCAUAUUAUUAUGGUAGUGUCAUUAAUUGGGUUGAACAGGAAGAAAUCAGUCUUUAUAUAUCGUAUAACUACUUAUAUUAUUAAUGGUUUGAUCAAAAUUUAAACGCUAGAGGUUCUUAUACCAAUCUGUUAAAAAGUGUUUAGCAAAUUACUCAAUUGGCUGCUUCUAAUUCAUAAAAUUACUAUGGAUAUUUCUUAUCGUUUGUCUAUUAAGAAUUUAGUGGUUAGUAUAGAAUUAGAUAUAAAUUCUUAAACAUUGACUAUUCUUACUAAAAUCUACAACUUGAGGAUUUUGCGAUUGGAAAUGCUUUAUCAUAAUAUACAUUUGAUUAUGGCUACAGGAUUUAUAAAUAGCCAAACUCAUUAAUUGUAAUCUUUUCAGGUUUUGUUGGUUCAUCAUAGUAAUUAUUCUAUUUAGAAGCCUAACAAUCAUCAUCACCUGUAAGUAAUUGCUUCUAAAGGAAUAUUAAAUAGGAAUGUGUAUUGUGUAGAUAGGGAUAUUAUUUGUUUGAAAAUGAAUGUGAAUUAGAUUUGCCUUAGCAUUGUAUUGAUGGCACCGACGGAAUCUGUGAAGUAUGCGAUUUAGGAUACAAAUUGACUAGUGAUCAUGUAUGCUAAUUAGACGAUUAGAGAUACAAAGAAAUGAAAAUGAAUGCUUAUGUCUUGUAGAGUAAAUAAAGGAUUACCACAUUUAAGAAUGGUGACUAUGUAACUGUUUGGUAUAGACAAUACUAUGAAAAUCAAGGAACAGGUGUGUUUAUGUCUAUGUUCAAUGCACAUGGUAAGAAAAUAUUGGAAGAGAAGAGAAUUAGCUUAUCAUUUGCGGGAAUUCAAAUCUAUCCUGAUGUUUAGGCUUUAGACAAUGACUAGUUUUGUGCAGUUUGGAUUGAAGGAGAUUUAUAAGUGUAAGCUAAGAUCAAACUUCAAAGAUUUACAAAAGACUUUGUUAGAGUUGGCGAUGAAAUCAUAGUCAAGGAAAAUGUUUAAUUAAAGCAUGCAUAACGAUUUGAUACACCAAUUAUGAUAUAAUCUAUAGUGAAUGGAUACGUAAUUGUGUGGACCCAAAAUUAUGUGGAAUCAAAUAGAAUUGUAGAGAAACUUCAUGUAGUCUUUUAUGAUUUACAAGAUAAAUAAUAAGGUUUCUUUGUCUUGAACAAAUAAGAAUCUAUCAUAAAUUCUGAACCUGUUGUUGCAUCAAAUGAUCAAAUAAUUGUAAUUGUAUGGCAAUCAGAUUUUGGAAUCAUAGCAAGCAAAUUUAGUCUUAAUUAUGUUUAUAUUAGUUAAUAGAUCCUAUCAGAAAAUGGUCAAGCUCCUACAAUAGGUGUUCUAAGUGAUAAUAAAUUCAUUAUUGCAUGGAGAGAAACCUUUAUUAAUAGCAAUGAUUUCAUGAGUCAAAGCAUUAUGUAUAGAAAAUACACUAACGACUUGAACACCUGGGAAUUUAGUAAUUAGAUCAUAAUUCCAGACCAUAACUUGAAUAAUCCUGAUGUUCUGGCUACACUCAAAGGAUUUGCCAUCAUCUUUGAAAAUAGACAUGCAAUGAUGAGUGAUUUAAGAAAUCUUAAAAUGUAACUAUUUAAUCUAGAUGGAUUUUAAAUUACCCAGAUCAUAGAUGUUUACAAUGAAUGGAAUCUAUAUCCCCAUCAUCCUUAAUUAACAUAGUUGCCAUAAGGUGAAUUCCUGGUUUCAUGGACUCUGAGUUUGUUAUAAGAAGCCAGCUUUUAGGAUGAUUUAUACAUGAAGAGAUAUAACAGUGAAGGACUUUAAUUACCUAUGGAUACUGUUGUUUGCCCCUAGAAUUGCUUAUAAUGCAAUGAAAGUGAUGUUUGUUAAGUCUGUCAGAAGGAUUAUGUUCUUAACAAUAAAGCCUGUGUUUCAUCAAUUCCUCAUUGUACAGCAUAUUUAGCAAAUAGUGUGGAAUUGGUUUGCCAAACUUGUGAAGCAGAAUAUUAGUUGACUCAAAACAUCUGUUUCUAAGUAAGUAAAUUAAAAUAACUCAAUGUUGAAUUCGUAAAAGAUAUCACUUCCAAGUUUGCUAUUGUCAAAUUUACAAAUAGUGACAUGUUAUUCAUCUGGUAGGAGUAGGAUAAAUUGAUGUUCUAAAAGUUUGAUCAAUAUGGCAAAUAAUAUUAUGUAGCAAAAUAAAAUUAAGAUGUAGGGAGACUUUAAAUGGUAGUAUUUGAUGCAUGUGAGAUCGAAAAUAAUUACUUUAUAAUUGUUUAUUAGAAUUUCAGGGAAUAAGAAAUACAACUUAAGGUUUAUGAUGAAAAAGAAACACUACUUAUUCAAAGAAUGUAAUAGAUAAACUAAUUAUCAACUUCAACUGUUUAGUUUUUAAUUUUGAAACACCUGGGAAAUAAUAAAAUAGCAAUGAUCUAUUAAGUAUAAUAAGAUUAAAAAACCUCCACAUAGUUAUAUAUGAAGUUUAUCAAGAUUACUGGCCAAAAUGGAGGCAUUGAUAUCUCAUUUCAAUAAUAAUCAAUAUUAGUUCUUUAAAUGGAAUAAUAAUCAUCUUCACAAUCAAUUGAUGUUUAAAUUGUAGGCAAUUACAUUAAAAUAUGCAUUGAAAAUGUUCAAAAAUCAGAAAUAAGAUACAUUUACAAGAUCUAUGAUUUCUUUGGCAAUCUAGUAAAAACUAUUACUAAGAAGAAUGACAACACUUAGGUAGAAUUCAAGUUAAUGGAAUUGGAAGAUGGGUCAUUCCUUGAAGUGUGGACUGAGAUUAGUUAUUCUAAAUAUGAAGUGUUUUAUGUGGUAAAGGCCAAUAACAACAAUUUAUUUGAACCCAAGAAAUUGUCGACUAGUUCAGAAUUUUAUAAGCUUGAUCUAAAGACCCAUAUGUUGAGUGAUUCAAUUGCAGUUAUUUGGAGAGAAGGUUCUUACAAAGGAGACAUGACAGCUAAUACAAUUUACAAAACUGUUUUAAUAUCCAAAGAAGACUAUAAGAAAAUUACUAAUCCAUAAUAGCUGAAUUCAGAUAGUUUUGUUAAACAAGGAGUAGAUAACUAUUUGCAAAUAAUUUAAUUGUCAAAUUAAGAUAUUGUGAUUGGAUGGAUUUCUUAUAAUUUCUAAGCUAAAUCAAAUGCCAUUUCUGCUAUUAAGUUAAAUUAAAUAGGUGAGAUCUUAGAUUUUAGUUAAUACAGAUGCUCAAAUGGAUGCUAAGAGUGCACAAACCUAGGUAAAUGCAUAAAGUGCUACGAUGAAGAUAAAUAUAUACUAAAUUAAUUGGGAAAUUGCAUUAUUAAGUAAGCGUAGUGCAAAAACUAUAAAACUGAUUGUUAAAAUUGUUUGGAUGGAUUUUAUAGGAACAGAUACAAUUAAUGCAAUGAAAUAAAAUAAAAUGUGGAAAUAGAUUUUCUAUUGAUCAAUUUAUAUUCAUAUGACAGUUAUAAGGUGGCAAGUUAUAAAAAUGGUACUGUAAUUGUGACUCAAAAAAAUACAGACAAAUCUAUUGGAAUUAGAGUCGUCAGUUCAGACGGCACAUUACUUAAGGAUAAUUAGAUGAUUACUGAAAUAACUCAAGACCCUCAGGUUCCUUUUGAUCAAACCAUUCUUCAUUUUUAAGUGAUGAUUGAUGAUAAAGAUGUUUUGACCUAUGCUUAUAUUGUAGGUAGUUAAUACUAGAAUUACUAUUUGUAUUACGUAGUUGAAUAAUUUGACGACCAAUUCAACAGAAUUGGGGAUAGAAGAAUAACAUAUUUGAAUGGUAAUUCGUAUUCUUCUUCAACAUUUAUUCUGAAAAAUCUAUAAAAUACUUUAAUUGGAGUUGCUGUAAAAGUAGAGCGCACUGUACUAUUUAGUGUUUAUACAUCUGAUCUUAGUUAAUUGAUAGGAAAUGUUGCAAUCCCAACCAAUGACUAAUUUGAAUUUAUAUCCAACGGAGAGUAUAUUCUCUAUGGCUAUGUAGAAUGGUAGUGCAACGUUAAUUAUUAAUCAUGCACUGUGAUAAAAGUUUAUGAUAAAUAACUAAGGUUUAUCAAGGAUAUUCAAAUAAAUGAUGCACAAUACAUAAAAAUGACUAUUAAUGAUUAAAAAUAAUUCAUAGUGCUGACAAAAUCUUAAAUAAAUAUCAUAGACAAGGCAUAAUUAAUUAAAUCUAGCCCUAUAAUUUAAUAAAUGUCACUACCUCUUUAAAUUUUUCUCAAUCAAAACAGCGAAUUAGUGAUCUUUUCUUAUGAUGAACAAAAUAUCCGCAGUUUAUAGUUGACAACUUUUAGUAUUGAUGGACAAGUAAAAAGAGAAAUCUAAGUUAAUAUCAAAGCCUUAGAAUAUGGAAUCUAUGGGCUAUUCUAGCUUUAGAAUACAGACAUAAUUAUUCUCUUUUCUGGAUAGUAAUUCGAACCUACUACAUAUACUAACAAACCCUAUAUAAGACUAGCAAGAUUUGAUUAAUUCGGAGAGUCUUAAAGUGCAAUUUAAAUCGUUUGUCCUUAAAAUUGCGAGUUAUGCUACUAGGAAUCUACAUGCAACAUCUGUAAACCUGGAUACAAUAGGAAUGAACAAACUUUAUUAUGCUAGAAAAUCUGUACUAUUGAGGGUUGCCAAUCAUGUGAGAAUUCUAAUUGUGAUGUUUGCAAGGAUGGAAUGUUCUUUAGUUUUGAUGGGCGUUGUGUAGCACUCGUUUAAGAUCCAACUAUUGAUGAAAAAGUGAGAUAUACUAUUGAUAAGCAAUUUUAUUAGGAAAUAAGAAAGAAGGUGCUAAAAUUCUCAAAUAAUGAAUUUGCUUUGAUAUAUUAGGCUUAUGAUUUUGUGAGAUUUUAAAGAUUCAACGCCUAAGGAAAGGAAUUACUGGUUUCUGAUUUCAAUGUAAACGCCUAGAUCCUAUCUCUGGAUGCUGCUAUUGUCAAAGAUCAAAUUUAUAUUAUAAUAGUCACCGUUUUAGAGCCUUAAAGUUAUUAGGUUUAUUACUACUUUGAGACACUCAAAUCAUUUAAAUUACUUUUUACCAAUUAACUUCCAUAUCAAAUUACCUCUGCCACUAUCAAAGCCUUUUCAUCAAGCUACGUUAUUCUAGUUACUUCAUACGAUAAUUAUUAUUUUGAUUUCGCAUACAUGCAAUGCUUAACUCAAUCCCUCUACUUUUAUGAUUAAUCCAAUUUACUAAUAGAUUCUAAAGUCAAUUUCAAUAAUCCAACACCUCUAACAUAUGGAGAUUGCAAUAUCAAUAAAAUAAAUAACCUUUACAUUUUUGGUGACAUCCUCUAUACAAUAAUUAUCAGUUAGACACAAUUAAGAAUGAUUGCACUGAAUUAUUUAGGUUAAAAUUAUGGUGAGGUUCCAUUGGACAUACCAAAUAUAGAAUAGAUUGAAUUUACUUUAGAUUCUGAGAUUGUAAUUCUUUUCAAAUAAAUUGGAACAUAAGCUUGGAACCUAAGGAUCAUGAAUACUCAAUUUUAGACCCUAUUUAAUUUGGAUAAUUAUCUCAGAGGAGAUUUAAGUGUCAGCAUGGUGACAACAAAUUCAAAUAUUGUUAUAGCUUGGAGUCAGAAGAACAAAUAAUCAAUAGUCGAGUUUGUGGUGUUAGAUAGAUAGGGAACCAAGAUCAAAUCUAAUUAUAUUAACGGACAAUAUAGUUCACUACCAUUGUUGACUGAAUUAGACAAUCAAAUUGUUUGUUUGGUUUGGAGUGUUUGGAGUAAUCAAUAACAAUGGACCUUAUCAUAUUCUCUAUUAGAUAAAACUGGAGAAUUCACUCCAUUCAAACAUGUUGUUUGUCCUUAGAAUUGUUUGCAAUGCAAUGAUUCAUCAGAUUGUUCGUAAUGUCAAGAUGGAUAUAAUCUAAUGACCUAUUAUAAGGAUGAAACAUCGUUUUAUAGCAUAUGUUAAAAAAAAUGUGACCCUUUCUGUGAGAUUUGUGAUUUUGGAAGAUGCAUGAGAUGCAAAUCAUAGUAUUAUGUUGGCAUAGAUGGAGUUUGCAUAUGGAAUGAAUUCGAAAAUAAGGCCAUUUAGAUCAAUGAGUUUACAUAAUUUAGUUAAGUUACGCCAAGUGCAGCUAAGUUUAAAGAUGGUUCAAUUUUGAUGUCAUGGUCAAGUAACAAUGAAGAUGAGGAUAGUUGGGGAGUGUUUGCUUAAUUGUUAAAUAAUCAGGGUCAGAAGGUUGGCAACAAUUUUAGAGUGAGUCAAAGUGUCUUUGGUGCAUAACAUAGUCCAUAAGUGGCAGUGUUAGAGGAUGACACAGCAAUCAUCACAUUUAUUGAAGGUAAUCCAGAAAAGGAAGCCAUGAUUAAAGGAAUAAGAUUUAAUAAUCAUCUAGAUGUUAUAGGAAAUGAACAAUUGUUUACUAUUUUCCAUCUAGAGAAUUUCUAAUUGAACAGUUAUUUCAUCAAUAAGAUAGUAAGUCUGAAAAACGGUGGAUUUGUUAUUAUAUGGUUGUCUAUUAAUCAAAUCAACUUACAAUUCUAUGAUUCUGCCAGUAAUCUAAUUAUCUAAACAUAAAUAUUGAAUUAGAAAUAGUAUUAGAGUUUGGAAGUGGCUGUGACAACAACUGAAUUAGCUAUUCUAUAUUAAAAUACUGGAUUUAGAUAUAGUGUAUGCAUUUACUCACAAGAGGGAGUCCUGUUGUCUGAUUAAGAAUUGUAAGGUUGGGAUAAUGAUCAAAUUAAUCAAUUUAAAUUGAUUAGCAUUUCUCAUUACUUUGCUUUGGCUAGUAUCAUCUAAGUAUCUGAAUCAUAGAAAGUCAAAGUACAAUUUUACAACAAUCAGUUCUCUCCAGUUGGUAAUCCAAUCUUUGUGGCAUACAACUCUUUUAACCAAUACUAGAAAUAUGCUUACUUCUAAAUGAUAGAUUUCUUCAGUUUAAAUGAUGGGGCAUUAUUGAUUCUAUCUGAAAGCAUGGAUUUAGCUUUAUAUCGUUAAUUUUAUAUUGAUAUCAACUGGUAAGUGACUGAAUUGCUGCCAUUCGGAUUCAACUUCUAAUAAUAAUUCGUUGCCUAUCAAACAAAAUUGUAUGUGUUAUCAAAUAUCAAUGCUGAUCAGUAUUUCAUUUAUUGUAAUGCUCCUUCAUAAAAUGAUAAUUAAUAUACGAUCAAUUCUGUUAACUAGAACAUCUAUAUUUAAAGAUUAUCUAAGGAACCAAAAAUAGUUCCAAUAGAUUAGAUCGUUUGUUCUAGAGAUUGUAGAUCAUGUGCUACUUAAAACACUUGUUCACAAUGUUUGAACUAAUAUUUACUGUAGGAUCAAUAAUGUAUGCCAUAAUGUGAAAGUAACUGCCUCGUAUGUUUGAUUCCAAAGAUUUGUGAAAUUUGUUAUGAUGGAUACUAUUAGAGAGUACAAGGAAAAUGCUCACCAAUUCCAGUCAAUUAUCAAGAACCCCAAGUUCUGCUGAGUUAUCCGUUCUUAAAUAAUCUCAUUGAUUUGAAUGUAUUGCCUAAUGGAUAAACAAUCCUUUACACCUAGCAAACCUUAUUUGAUCAAUAAAAAGAGAUAUUCACUCUAUACAUUUACUAAAACAAUGAUUUGAUUAAGCAGAUUUCGGUUUAAACUAACACAUUAACAACCAAUUAUUACUCCAUAUAUCCAUUUUACAUUGAAGAGAAUUAUUACUUGCUGUUCCAUAUGAAUGAUGGUAUUAAGAUCAUAAAGUAUAAUGCCCAACAAGAGGAAGUCUUAAACACUCUUUUGAGAAUUGAAACCAUUGAUACAAACAUCAACAUUUGGAAUAUCAUUUUGAAUCCAAUUGGCAUUAAUCAAUAUUCUCUGAUCUAUUACAAGAUAUUCUUUGGAGUGUUUAGAGUGUUGUAUGAUGAAUCAUUUAAUGUGAUUCAAAAAGAAUAAAUAUUUGAUUGCAGUUAAGGCUGGUAUGAUUUUAACAGAAUCAAGGAUUCGAUCAUGUUAUCUAAAAAAGAUGAAAGAUAUACAUUUUCUAAUUCCCUAACCAUUUAACAAACCAAAUAAGUUUGUCUGUAUUCAGAAAUAUUCCACUACAAUUCUUGUGACAUUUACUAACUAUCUAAUGGCAAUAAGAUUUAAAUUAUUUCAGGAACCCAAAAUCUUAAGUAUUAUAGUAGCAAUGAAAUUGAAUCCAACUAUUAGGUGUAUUACAGAAUACUUGAUAGCUAAGAUAUACCCUUAACAACUGAGGCUUUGGUGUUGGAGAACAAAUUCUCCAAUCAGCAAUUUGCUCAGCUAUUUGCCUUCUAAGAUUCAUUCACAAUAAUAAUUGAAAAGCCUAACUACCAUAACUAUGAAAAUAUUGAAAUAUAUUCUUAGAGAUUCGACAAUGCAGGUAUGAAAAUUGGGGAGCCACAAUUUGUUUUAUUCAAUAAAGGAUGGCAGAAGCGAUUCUAUAAGCAAACUUCAAACGGAUACAUAAUUUACCAGGAGUAAAGAAUAUACUAAUAAAGUCUUCCACCAGAGUCAUAAAAAGUGACCAUUUAUUACAAACAAUAUGAUUAAUUCGGUAAUAUUCCAUUUUGGAGCACAAAUAAGAACUGCAUAGCUAAUUGCGAUAAGUGUAUCAACUCCUAUUACUGUGAAUAAUGCAGUCAAAAUUACUAACUGGAUACUAACAGCAAAUGUAAAUUGACAUGUCAAGACAAUUGUAAUCAAUGUACUAGUUUUGCAGUUUGUGACGCUUGUAACAUCGGAUACAAAUUAGUAAAUGGACAAUGCGUUAAAAUUAUUUGUGUUAGUAAUUGUGCACAAUGUUUAGAAGACACCACCACUACGACAACAACCUAUUGUAAAGUGUGUGAUGAUAAUUACUAUCUCAGCACUGAUAAUUAAAAAUGUCUUCCUCAUUGUCCUGCUAAUUGCAGUCAAUGCAGUGUUCCUCUUGAAUGCUAAACUUGUGCUUUCGGCUAUGUAGUUACAUCCGACAAAAAGUGCCAAUAAGAAAAUUCAUCCAUUCUAGAUUAAAUCAAAAAUACAACUGUGGGAACACCCCUUAUGGCUACCUUCCCUGAUGGCAGCUACAUUCUUAUGUGGUACUAAAAUGGAGAUAAUGCUGGUGUCUAUUUCUAAUUGUAUUCUGUUGAUAAUGUCAAAGUUGGAGACCCAAUGAAAGUUACUGGAAAUGCCAGAAGAUUGUUAAGUCAGCAAUCCAUCAUCCAAAACUUUUAUGCAGACAUAAUUUCGAUUGAUUAUGAAUUCUUUGUUACUUGGAUGGAUGCUUCUUCAGCCUCAACCGACGUUAAAUUGAAGAAGUUUUCCUCUGAUGGGACUGCUUAAAGCCAAGAUAUUCUAUUGGGAACUCAUCAAAAAACAGAUUUACAAGACAUUAAAAUACCUUGUCAAAUUAAAAAGACUCCAAACAAUUCUUUAUUGAUUGCUUAUAUGGCCAAAAGCGAUAAAGUAUCUAAUGAUUUCUCCAUGUUCAUUUCAUCAUAUGACUCACUCAUGAAUAGUAAGACAUCAGUUCAAGAAAUUAAAAAGGUUAACUAAUUAGCUGCUCCAUCUAUUGUAGCCGAUGAAAAUGGAAUAAUCUCCUUAACCUACUAAAGUGAUGGCUAUGUCUUUGUUCAAUAAAUCACUGAAGAUGGAGACCUGAUUGAUUCUCCAAAAGCAAUUGCCGACUCUAAUUCCAUCAACUUAAGAGUUACUAACUUAGCUAAUGGAAUCAUGGUGUUUUUAUGGGAAAACAAAAACCUAUAGUUAUCCUAACCUCAAUUCAUCUUGAAUUACUAAUUAAUAUCUAAGGAUCUAAAGACAAGAAGUGAGGUUAAGAGUGUUGGUGACAUCUAGAUUGCUUCCUUGACUCCAGAUAUCUAAUCAUUUAAUGAUGGAUUUAUAGUUGCCUGGAAGAUCACUGACUCCAAUUAUAAAUCAAUUGGAAUUGAAUUUUAGAUCUUCGAUUCUAUGGGUGUGUCCAGUAGCCAAAUCAUUGAAGUGUAAAUCGAAGGCAUUUAUCCUCAAACCCCAAGAAUACAAAUUAUCAAUGAGAAUCAAUUUGCUGUGACUUGGACAGCCAAAAAUAUUGAUUCUGAUGGAACUAUUCUAGGGGAUGGCAUUUUUAUGUAAAAAUACAAUAAGUAUGGAACCUUGAUUACAGAUUCAUCUUCCUCAUCUGAUCUUUGUAGUUAUUAAUGUCAAAGUUGUCAAUCACCUCUGGUUUGUUUGAAAUGCUAAUACGGCUUCUAUUUGAACAAAAACAACUAGUGCAUUAUGGAUUGUGGCGCAUUCUGUGAUUCUUGUGAAAUCCCUUGGACAUGUUAGAUCUGCAAGAAUGGCUAUCAAUUAAAUAACAAUGAAGCUUGUAUUGAAACUGAAUGUUCCGAAGGCUACUUUAGAAAUAUAUCUACUAAACUUUGUGAGCCAAAGUGUCCUGAUGAUUGCGAGGACUGCACAGCUCCAGAUAUUUGCACCACUUGUAAGAUCGGAUAUUCACUAUCUGAUUCUUCUUGUAUUUCAGAUACUUUAACUACGGAACAAUUUACAAUCAUGACUAUUGUGAUUAUUAUCUUGGCAGCUGCAUUCAUAAGCGUCUCAGCUUGCUCCAUCAACUUGUAUUGCAAAUAUAAAAAAUUGCUCAAAGAACCAAGCUAUUGCCAAGUACAUCCAGUAUAAGAUAUAAAUAAGAGUGUUAGUAAUGUAAGCUGCAAUGUGAGUGUCAUCAGAUUGAGAUAGAAUGAAUGA
Molecule: messenger RNA, 15030 nt
Organism: Paramecium tetraurelia
Lineage: Eukaryota; Ciliophora; Oligohymenophorea; Peniculida; Parameciidae
Exons: 1
Source: RefSeq, a predicted model, not a curated record